Brienomyrus brachyistius is the source of this 1910-nucleotide messenger RNA. It is a transcript of the gene fbxo5, whose product is annotated as F-box protein 5. The coding region runs from base 500 to 1606 and encodes 368 amino acids. NCBI's taxonomy places the organism in Eukaryota, Metazoa, Chordata, Actinopteri, Osteoglossiformes, Mormyridae. The transcript has 5 exons. Gene Ontology annotation, cellular component: nucleus. Gene Ontology annotation, molecular function: protein binding; zinc ion binding. Gene Ontology annotation, biological process: regulation of mitotic nuclear division; negative regulation of meiotic nuclear division. The record is from RefSeq and is a predicted model, not a curated record.
UUUCCUGUAUGAUUUUUAUGUUUACUCGUAAUUUAAAUGCAUGGAGGCUAUAGUCGGAAAACAGUGCCUUAGUAGUUUGAAAUGUAUGUCUAGUUUGAUUUGGUCAUCACGUUAGCAGGUGAACUCUUUAAAAUAAUUAGCGGCUAUGGGGUAGUGUUGCAUGUAGGGAGUUUGGGGUUUUAGUGAAGCAAAGGGUGACUUUCGGCUUGCAGAAGUAGCGCCAUCCUGGGUGUGGUGUGGUGAGGGGGGUAUGGAGCCGCUAGUUAGCAGGCCAGCUAAAUACGCGCGCGAGGUCUGACAACCCGUCAGUAUCAUUGCCAAAACCAGGCAAAUUUAACUUUCCCACAAGCUUGAAAUGACUUUCGUAGCUGGCAGGGUCUGCUUAGCCAGCAUGCUGGAGGAUUUGAUUUUAUUUGCAUCUAUGAAAACUGCCGGUCCGGGGGAAAUGUCUGACUUAAUCGAGUAUACAGACUAAGGAGGUGGUUUCUGUACCAGCAACAUGAAAUGUGACACAGAAAACGGAGGUCUGUCAAAGGAGAAGACCUCUCCUUGGAAAAAUGUGGAGAGUGUUUCACUAAAGCCCCAGUGUUCACCAUGUGCCAAGGCUAUCGAUUUCAACCUCGAUGAUGUCAAACCCUCCAGUAACAAAGAAAACCAGGAUUGUUUCUCCUCUGGACUUCACGAUGGUGGACUCUUUGACAACGAGUCUAUCAAUGUCCAAGAGGACAGUGGUUAUUUGUCUCUUCACAACAGUCACAUAGAACAUGAGGAACAAGACUCGGUAGCUGCAGAUCCUUGUGGACAGUUGCAGGAUGGAGAAGAGAGCGUUUCAGUCCAGGCUGCGGCGUAUCCCUGUGAGACCAGGCAGUCUCAUCCAAAUCUCCCACAGCUCCAGUUCCAGCAUGCGGUCUGCAAACAUUUGGCUGAGAGUUACAAGAAGACAAAGAGGUAUGACCUGAUAGCCGUCAGAUCUCUGGUCAAGGGCUCUGGCCUUCAGAACGUCAUUGGUCGGAAAAUGGGCCUGGACCAUGUGGACAUUCUCCAGAUGCUUUGGGAGAAGGAUAUGAAACACAUCCUGACAAAGAUUCUUCGUUUGCUGGGAGACGCUGAUUUGAUAUACUGUAAACGAGUAAGCAGAAGUUGGCAGAAGAUAGUUUUGCAGGAUAUCAGAGCUCGCAAAAGGUGCCAGGCAGCUGAACGGCCAUUUUGGGAGUCCAGAAAGCCCUCACCCUUCUCCACCCGGGACCUUGCGGCCUCUAGGGUGGUGCUGUCUUGCAUUCAAGACUUGGCGUCCACACCCAAGCCGAACAAGAACUGCUCCAGACAGACGCGUUCCAUAGAGUAUCAAGAGGUGGCCAGUACCCUAAAGCAGCACGAGUGUCUCAAGGCGUGCAAGCGGUGUGGCUCUCCAGCCAAGUGCAACCUCGCUGCCUUAAGGGCCACGUGUACUAGAGCCAGCUGUGGCUUUGACUUCUGCACCCUGUGCCUGUGUGACUACCAUGGCUCCUCCCCGUGCCCACUCAGGACGCCAGGCUCGGUCGGACACUCUCGGUCCUCUCCUGUCAUCGGAGGCUCCCGCAGCAAGCGGAACGUCAGGCGUCUUUGAGCGGCCGAGGAGUGGGGGUUUUAAAAGAGCACCUUUUUGUAGUUGAUAUUUUUAAAAUAUUUAUUGGUACGUAAUGUCCUUUACCUGCAAACAAAAUGUGAGACAAUAUGUUUUAUAAAUUUUAAUGUCUUUUGACUUCACAGUUCUCUCUAGAUGCAAAAAAGAAAUGGAUGACAGUAUUUUUGCAAAACCAAUUUUAUGUUUCCUAAUGGAAACAAAUGUGAUGCAUAUUGCUUGUUUUGUCUUUUUCAGUGUUAAUGUAAAUAUUUAACUGUCUUCUAAAAUAAACCUUAUAUUUUAAGGA